Molecule: messenger RNA, 795 nt
Organism: Camelina sativa (false flax)
Lineage: Eukaryota; Viridiplantae; Streptophyta; Magnoliopsida; Brassicales; Brassicaceae
Source: RefSeq, a predicted model, not a curated record
AUGAGUUAUUACAAUACAUUCAGCCAGUCCAAUAGUUAUUUAGAUCUUCUCAACAGUCAAGGAGAGCCCCUUAACCAAGAAAACUCUUCUUCCGAAAUACCUCCAUGGAGCUCUCAAGAUUCCCCGGAUGUACCUCUUUCUCAAGAGGCACCUGCGAGGAAGGAAAGGAAGAAGUGGAAUCCGGCUGACGAUGAAAUUCUGAUCAGUGCUUGGCUGAAUACUUCGAAGGACCCGAUCAUUGCUAAUCAACAGAAGGGAGGAAGCUUUUGGCAAAGGGUUAAAAAAUACUAUAGAGAGUCUCCUCAUGCAAGAGCCAAGGGUGAACAGGGGCUGAACAUAAACUGCAAACAGAGGUGGUUCAAGAUCAAUGAGUUCACUAACAAAUUCUGUGGGGCAUAUGCAGCUGCAGAGAGACAAAACAGUAGUGGACAGUCUGAGCACGAUGUAUUGAAGAAAUUCCUUAACCAAAACGUGAUCAACACCCCCUCACCUUCAUCCAGAACAAAGAGGAAACCAGUUGAAUCAGCUUCACAAUCCGAUGCAACCAAUACUGAACAAGACUCGGAGAUACGGCCCCAAGGUAUCAAGGCUGCCAAGGCGGAUAGGAAGAAAGGUCAGGGAAAGGCUCUUGCUGAGUACACGAGCAUGUGGGAAGUCAAGAGGGUGGAUAUGGCUGAAAAGGAGAAGCUACAGAAGCUUGCCAUACUAGAUACAAUUCUUGCCAAACUGGAGCCACUUAGUGCAGCUGAUCAGCUUAUAAAGGAUAAGAUAGUGGCACAAUAUUUUACAGAUUGA